AUGGAACGACAGUUUUGUGGUUUGGGCGCUAAAGGUUUUCGAAGCUUCUUGACCACAGGGUCCUGCAUGACAGGGAUCCUGGCAGCUGUCCUCGGAUACUCUGCCUUGCAGGCUUUGGCUUUUAGUAGUGAGCUGCAUGUUGGGCUGGUUGACCCACCAAUGGCCUUGAGCGAUGAAGCCAUGGCGGAGAUUCUUCAGCGACACGGCUUCGACAGCAUCCUUCGCAGAUGGAAGGACCGCGCCAGCAACGCAUGGACGAAGACACUGAGGCCGCUGUCCGAGACUCUUAUGAUAGGAGCAGCCUCUGGGCGCCCUAAGCCUCCAGCCCGAAGCCAAAAAUCACAACCCUGA
Molecule: messenger RNA, 351 nt
Organism: Symbiodinium natans
Lineage: Eukaryota; Dinophyceae; Suessiales; Symbiodiniaceae
Source: the annotation of a GenBank genome assembly